AUGUCGAGGAAAAAGAAGCGACCGGCCUCUUCUCCACAAGUGAGCCCACAGCAGAAGAGCAAGCAGAGUAAAAUGGACAAUUUUGUAAGAGCACAGAACUCAGAACCUACUACAUCAAAUAGAACUCAUUCCCAGGUAGGGGAAUAAUAAAUUAAUACAAUAAAUUAAUGUGGACUUUCAGUUGCAUCCUGUGUAUAUUGACAGCAAACUCAAUGAUCUAGCUGUGGAUUAUUAUGCAAAUAAAGCAGCACUAUUCAUACCCAAGAGGGACGGCAGCUUGAAACAGCCCACAGAGGCUCAAUGGCCACAGAAUGCUGAAUAAUGAAAAAUCAGGGGGUAGGGGAAUGUAAUGGAGUAGCUUGGGAAAGGACAUGGUUGGCAGGCUCACUGCACUGAAACAUUUCGUGGCAAGUCCCACAAGCUAAUUGUUAUGUACUGUACUGAGCUGAAUCCUAGAACAAUAGGAUCCAGAAUGCAGCAGUCUGAUUGGUCUGCAGGAACCACCCAAUCCAGCUCCAGCUGGAAGUGAAUCAGCGACCUCAUUGGCCUGCAGGAGCAGCCAAUCAGGCUUCUGGAGGAGGUGAAUCCACAACCUGAUUUGCCUACAGGAGCCACCCGGAAUUAGCCAAUCACAUGGGGCCCAUAGACAUUUUGGGGAAAGUGUCAUUCAUUGCUACCAUGAUCUGAAUAAAGAGCAUGAAAUUCACACUCGACUCCGAGUAUAUUUCACUAAUGAAAAAUACAAGAGAAUUGAAGUGUUGCACAUAGUCUGUUAUCAACUGAAGCUGAGAAAAUACAAGCUUAGAGUCAGUCACUGUCAUAGAAUAAUCCUACUAGUGGUGAUAGGUAAAGGUAAAGGUACCCCUAACCAUUAGGUCCAGUCGCGGAUGACUCUGGGGUUGUGCGCUCAUAUCACUCUAUAAGCAGAGGGAACUGGCGUUUGUCUGUAGACAGCUUCCGGGUCAUGUGGCCAGCAUGACUAAUGUGCUUCUGGCGAACCAGAGCAGCGCACGGAAACGCCAUUUACCUUCCCACCGGAGUGGUACCUAUCUACUUGCACUUUGACGUGCUUUCGAACUGCUAGGUGGGCAGGAGCUGGGACCGAGCAACGGGAGCUCACCCCAUUGCGAGGAUUCGAACCACCAACCUUCCAAUCAGCAAGCCCUAGGCUCUGUAGUUUAGACCACAGCGCCACCCGUGUCCCCAGUGGGGAUACAUACAUGCAUAUAUUACUUCACAGUUUUGCAGAGCUUUCUACAGCACUUAUACCUCAACAGAUGAGGGCAACCACUCACCCACCCACCCAUCAAAUACUUUAAACUAGGUGGCCCUUUCUUACAUUCCAAAUCAGGGAGAAAAAGGUUACCAAUAUGGCGCAUGACAUAGGCAAGCCAACUUCCCUGGAAGGGAGAAAAAUCGCUUGGAGCAAUGGAAUAUAAAGAGUUUAGGGGCAGUGGGGCAAAGUUUAUUUUUUAAAUACAAUUCAUGACAUUCUGGGCCCCUCCAAAUUACUUGGCCUUUUUGUUGGUGUAUUCUGCAUUGUGUCGUUUAUGUAAUAACAGAGCGUUAGUGGUGAAUUUACCGUAUUUUUCGCCCUAUAGGAAGCACUUUUUCCCCUCCAAAAAUGAAGGGGAAAUCUGUGUGCGUCCUAUGGGGCGAAUACAGGCUUUCGCUGAAGCUUGGAGAGCGAGAGGGGUGGGUGCGCACUCACCCCUCUCACUCUCCAGGCUUCAGGAAGCUAUCAGCAAGCCUGCCACCCGGCGCGCGAGACGCCCUGAAGCAGAGCGCCCCUCGCGCCGGGCAGAUAUCCGCACGCUUCUCCCCAGCGCCAGCCCCACAAGCUUGGGGGACAGCGGGGAGGCGGAGCGCCGCCAUACCGCUGUUCCCCGACCUGGUUUUUUUGGGGGGGGAAAUAAAGGAAAAUUUUUUUCCCUUUAUUUCCCCCCAAAAAAACUAGGUGCGUCCUAUGGGACGAAAAAUACAGUAUACUGUGGACCCUCCACACAUCAUUCCAUUUUAUGAUUAAUUCAGCAAGAAGUUGUGGGAAAUGCAGUGAUGGGGGACAGGGGGAAGCAGUAUGUCCAUUUCAAGACAUUUGCAAGCACCAUCUUGAGCACAAAUCCUCAUGCAUGAACAAUAACAGGACAUCUGGAGCUAUAAGAGGGGAGCAUUUUCCCAACAGCAGCCUGCUGCAAAGGGUAGUGCAUGUACCUAGGGAUGUAGAGAGCUCUCUGAUGCAUGAUCACUGAACAAGCUUGUUCAUAAAAAUCAGCACCCAAGAGAAAAACUCUUCUAGUCCUUUAGCUUAAGAAAAAGGGACCGAAUGGUUUUUCAGACCAUCAGGGAUAGGAAGAGACUCAACAUGUAGCAGUUGCAUUGGAAGCAAGUAGGCAAGACCACGGUAGGAACUUCAACCCCAUCCUGGAGACCAGAAGUGCCAAUCACCAGUGCUUUUUUUUCAUCUGUGAAGACUGGCAUUUCUCCCCAAUAUCUAGCCUCAAACAAUUGUGUCCUCAGCUGAAACUGCAUGAAGGAUGGCUUUCCUGACACGGGUGGCGCUGUGGGUUAAACCACAGAGCCUCUUGGGCUUGCCGAUCAGAAGGUCAGCGGUUCGAAUCCCCGCGAUGAGGUGAGCUCCCGUUGCUCGGUCCCAGCUCCUGCCAACCUAGCAGUUCGAAAGCACGUCAAAGUGCGAGUAGAUAAAUAGGUACCGCUCCGGCGGGAAGGUAAACGGCGUUUCCGUGCGCUGCUCUGGUUCACCAGAAGCGGCUUAGUCCUGCUGGCCACAUGACCUAGAAGCUGUACGCCGGCUCCCUCGACCAAUAAAGCGAGAUGAGCGCCGCAACCCCAGAGUCGGCCACGACUGGACCUAAUGGUCAGGGUUCCCUUUACCUUUAUGGAUAAAAAUGCAUAUAAAAGGCAACAUCAGAAAAUUCAUUAUUGCAAUAUAUUAGGCAAAACUGCAUACAAAUGUUUUAUCAUAUAAAAUUUUUCAUUAUUUUCAUUUUUAAUUGUUAAUUAAAUAUGGUGGGGGAUGUGUCGUGCUCCUUCAGCACUCAGCUCUCACCUGUAGUUCCUAGAAGCUGGAGGUACAUGCCAUUUCUUGAGACAGAUGGAUGUCAACCACAGUCACUUUUCUAGUUGCUUUUUUAUGGAGAAAGCCUCCCCGUUUUCUCUUUAUUUUUUCACCCUACUUGAAACAGACUUCAUACCUACCUAAUAUUUUGCAAGCUACCUUUACAUUCAAAACAACUUAGCUUGAAGUGUAAACAAAUAUUUAUUCCCAACUCACAUUGUUGCAUAGACCUUUAAUUUAAUACUGGCUUUUCUGGUCACCAAGUAUUUUUUUAUUUUUAUUUUUUUUUUGGAUUCUCUUUUUAAAACCCUUAUCUUGGUAUUUUCUUAAAUUUUCAGUUUAAAUUUUUAAAUUAUCAUUCAGGGACUUUUUUAAAAAAGUCCACCAUCACUCCACAACUUACUGUCUCUCUUUUUAUUAGGAUUUCUUCUUCAGCCUUUAAUUUUCUUUCAAUUUCUUUUUGUAUUUAAAACAUUUUGCCUCUCCUAACACUUUUUAGAAAGAGAUACCUAAGGUAGGUUUAUUUAUUUACACAUUUUAAAAAAUCCAAACCUACCUUUUUGGGGAACAUGGUGGCUUAAAACAAGAAUUUAAAAAUCAGAAUACCACACUAAGAUAUAUUAAAAUGAUCAAGCAGUAAAAUACAUUUAAAAUGCAGUAGAUAAAACCCACAGCAUUAAUAUCCAUUUAAAAUAAAAAUGGGUGGUCUCUGUUUUUUAUGGUUCAUUUAAAACGGAUUUUACCUUUUGUAUCCUUAUUGUACACCACUUAGAAACUGCAGUGUUAAGCAGUAUAUAAAUGGAUGAAUUAAGUAAAUAAGAUGAACUGUAUCUCCUUUUUUAAGGUUUAAGCUGUAAUUAAUAUUUCAGUAGGGUAAAAUCCCCCAGGUUUCCUUUAGAAAAAAAUCACUUUAAUUUUUCAAGAGAAAGCCCUUCUAAGCUGUUUUUAGUUUCAUUUUAAAGCCCAUUUCAUCUUCACUAGCCUCCCUCUCCUAACACCACUGGCUAGUAAUUACAGAUCCUACAGAUCCGACACAAAGGUUAGCGCUGUGACUAGUACAGUAUUGCAGACCAGGGUAGGCUCACUCCCUAGAAUGUGCUUGCUCCUUCCACCACCUGCUGGUCACAAUAACACAAAAAAAAUAGUUCCUUACAACAUUGACACAAUGCAUACAUAGAUGUGUUCAUUUUCAGUGAGCGACUACUGCUUUGGUGGGAGAUUAGCAUUCAUUUCCCAUAUUAAUACGUCCUGGAAAUAACUAAGAGAAUUUCACAAUGUUUCUUAGGUUUCCUUUUUGUUAGGACAACAGCUCAUCUUCCCACAUCUCUAAAUUUGAUCUUAACCUAAAUGAUUCUUGAAAUGACUGGGCAGUCCUAUGAAUGUUGACUCAGAUGUUACUCUUGGUAUAUUCUGUGGGCCAUGUUCAGUGCUUUUUUUUUUCUGGGGGGGGGGGACGUAAGGGUAUGCAUACCCCUCAACAUUUUGUGAAUCUAAGUUUGGCCUAAUUGAGGGGGCAGUAUUUCAAUAUGAGUAGGAAAAUGAGAGUACCCAUAAACUUUUUUUUUUUUUUUUUUUUUGAAAAAAGCACUGGCCGUGUUCAUCAAUCCAUUUGAGCUAGUGGGUUCAAUGUUGCGAAAGUUCCAUGGGCACCAGUCCCAAAAUGGCAGCAGGGAGACAUGGCAUAAUACAAAAUAGCCGCCACAACUAAAAGAGCAGAGAAAAGAGGCCACAAAAUUUUGUGGGGAUGCCUCCUUCCACCACAAAUUAAGGGGGUAAAUACUGUUAUGUACUGAAGUUCUCACCCUGGGCCAGCAGGGGGAUACUGUAGAUAGUUUUCACUCAGUCUGCAUAUGCAAAUAAGGAAUUGAAAGUGACGUUCAGUGAUUGGAUAGUUACAGAAUGUUGUUACUGUUGCUUUGUAGUUGAGCUCUAUAUAAGCAGGUUGGCUCAACCCUUCAGCCCAGUUCUGUUCUGGCCUGUGAAUAAACAAGAGCUGUUUGAAGAAUCGCUGUGUCGUCUGAUAUGUUCCCCCACAACUUAACAAAUACCACUGCAGUCACUCAUAGAUCACUCUUUGCAUCUCUCUCCUCUGUUUCAACACUUGCUCUCUUAGAGUAUAGGAAGCUAUAUGCCCAUUGGAAGACACUUCCCCAUCAUGGCUACAACAGCACCCACAGCUCCAAUGUCCCUCCUGCACCCGCCUUCUCACUCACCUACAUGGAAUUUCUGGUCACCUAUGGCUACUGGGCAAGUUGUUAAAUAUAAAGCUGGUCCAUGUCUUGUUACUGCUUUCCAUUGUUUACCCAAUAGGCACACACUCCAAUGUCCCAAAUACUACUACACCUAAAGCCUUCAUACUUUGAAGGAUCUUUCUUCUAAAUGCAGGAGUGGGCAUAAAAUGUGGCCUCCAGACCUCUCCAGAGGCCUUUCCAGAACUCUUUCCACAUCAAAUCCUCACUUGUCCUACUUCAUACCCCAAAAAUGUUUUUCCUGGCUGAAGUGCGCUUUUGAACACUGACAAUGCCUCUUGCUUAUUUGGACGGUGGCUAGAGUGUAUGUGCGGAAACUAGCCCACACUACAAAGGACAUUUUUUACAUUCAUUGCUCCUCCCUCUUUUGUCUGUGACCUUCCCCACCAUGGGUACUUGGCCAUCAGAGGGUUGCCCUGAAGGAAAUGUGACCUUUACACCCACCUGUUUUAAUGUAUAGUCACCAACAUCCAUCACUGGAGGAUGUUAAUUGCUAUGACUGACAUAUGUACCUUUGCAAGGAAAUCUGAGCCCAAUCCACAAAACUUGAAACUCAUUUUCCAUAGUUAACGAAUAUGCUCCUUCUCAAAAAUAAUGGAGGGUGGCUAAGCAACACUACAAAAAACAUUAAGUAAUGCUUAUCCCAACCCCCUUUUAAAAAUGCUAAUUUAUCACAGAUUCAUUCAGUGUCAGCCAGCAGAAAGAGGUUUCACACUAAUAAACAUUCCCAGUGAGGCUCUUUAAUCCCCAUUCUAUUUGCCUGUCUUUUAUCAAGGAAAAUGCACAUCCAUGGGAAUUCAACUUUGUUAAAUUGCAGUACAUUGAGCAAUUCUCCAGGCAUUUUUCCAAGCCCAUUUAUUUUUAACAUCAGUCAUGUUUUCCAAUUAAUUACAAAGCCAAGACUUGGAGGGUAAAUGUUUCUGAUGAAAGCUGUAGAAUAAAUAUAUGUGAGAACAGCAGGAUUUAUAAUGCUAGAAAACUUUUAGCAUUCACUGCCUGUUGCUGUAAACGUGUAGCAGGAGUCCAAAGAGGAAGUAAAGAGUAAUAAUCACAAGAGAGAUGUUUAACCUUUGUAUCAUACUGUACUAAGAACUUGGAAAACAUUAUUCCUUUUUUUCCAGUGAGGGAAGUGAAUACUACAAAAGAUACUUUAAGGUAAGCUCCAGACUGUCAGUAUUUUGCGGGAGAGAUUCAAUCACAUACCAGAACUUUAGUACCGUACAUACUGCAGAAGUAAAGUGGAUCAAGGCGGUCUCUCACUUUGGCACAACAAAUCCACAAUCUUUUAUGGUUAAAAAAGUGAUGGGGGGGGUGCGCUGAAAAAUGCAGGAUGAAUUACUAAUUGACAGUUAUACAGAAUCACACGAUGCAAGCAAAUCAGGCAGAAUGCUCAUUAUUGUAUAAUCUCCCUUCAAAUAUGCAAUAAUGAAGAGUGGAAAACAUAUAACCUCCAUGUAAACUUUGUGCAAGCAAAUCAGGAUGAAUGCUCAGUAAACAGCUCAUCUAUAGAUGCCCUAACUCUUAGGCCAGGGGGCAAGUUGAUCUUGUUUUAUUACUCUCCAUGUUCCUUUUGCAUGUGUGGGAAACCCUUGUUCCACCAGUUGUUGCUGAACUACGACUUCCAUGAGCCCCAGCAAGCAUGGGAUGUUUUGCAGCUGAAAAAAGGAAUAGGAGAUGGGGAUGGAACAAGUCAAGAGAACAAGCAAAUUCUAGCACAAAUUCUUCAUUAAGUUACAUAAAAACACAACAAUGUUUUAAAGGCAGUGGUGAAUUGUUGAAGGCUGGGGCUGGGCACAAUAAUCUGUUAAAUGUCCACUCCCAAGGCUUAGAUCAGGAAUGGGGAACCUAUUGCCUUCUAGGUGUUGCUACACAAACAGUGCCUUGUAUGGUACACUACUACAUGCCGGCCUGGCUGUUUAGAUAUCUGAAACUGCAGUGUGUAUAGUGAGGUUUGGGUACUAAUUAUUUGUGAUUGGCUAAGUGAUUUUUUUUUUAUAAAGAGAAUUUGGAUAGUGGGGCAUACAUUUAUUUGCUUUUCAUCAACGGAUGCUUGAGAAAUAGCCUUGAGAGGCUCUGUGGUAUAGUGGUUAGAGUGCUGGAUUAGGACCUGGUAGGCCCAAGAACUCACUGGCUAGCCUUGGACCAGUCAGUGUCUCUCAGCCUAACCUCUACCUCAUAGUUCUAUGUACAGGUAGGUAGCAGCAUUGGCCUUCCAUAGUCGAAAUGUAGCAAUUAGGCCAGUCAAAUGACCACGCAGCAAUCAGAGAAAUAAAGCAAUAAAGUUUUAAUUGUUUGCCGGCACCAAGCAAUGGCGUGGAGGAAUAAGUUCCGAAGUCCGGCCUCUCCCAACAGGGGAGGCUUCCCUUUAUACAUUCAUGAAUCAGGUCUUUAUCCAAUCAAAAGUUACAGCAUUACACAUACUCAGAUAGAGACAAUAGAUUCAGCCUAGAGACAAGAACUGCUUUGCCUGGAGAUUGUGUUCCAGAGAUAUAUAUUAGGUUCCACCUAGAGAUAUCCAGAUACAGUAGAUACAUUAGGUUCCGCCUAGAGAUAAGGCAUGAGUACAGUGGUGCCUCGCAAGACGAAAUUAAUCCGUUCCGUGAGUCUCUUCGUCUAGCGGUUUUUUCGUCUUGCGAAGCAACCCUAUUAGCGGCUUAGCGGAUUAGCGCUAUUAGCGGUUUAGCGGCUAUUAAAGGCUUAGCGGCUUAGCGGCUUAGCUGCUAAAAGGCUAUUAAAGGCUUAGCGGCUUAGAAAAAGGGGAGCGAAAAACAUCUCAAGACUCGCAAGACAUUUUCGUCUUGCGAAGCAAGCCCAUAGGGAAAUUCGUCCUGCGAAGCAACUCAAAAACGGAAAACCCUUUCGUCUAGCGGGUUUUCCGUCUUGCGAGGCAUUCGUCUUGCGGGGCACCACUGUACAGUGGUGCCUCGCAAGACGAAAUUAAUUCAUUCCGCGAGUUUUGUCGUCUUGCGAUUUUUUUCGUCUUGCGAAGCACGGUGUCGGGAAAGUUUUGGAAAAGCUUCAAAAAUCACCAAAGUCUUUAAAAACCUCAAAAAAGGCUACCACACCGCGUUCUAUGAGUUGCUCCUCGAAGUGAAGUCGCAACUGUAUUAACGGUGUUAAGAAAAAGGGAACAAACUUGCAAGACGUUUCCGUCUUGCGAAGCAAGCCCAUAGGGAAAAUCGUCUUGCAAAGCAGCUCAAAAAACAAAAAACCCUUUCGUCUAGAGAGUUUUUUGUCUUGCGAGGCAUUCGCCUUGUGAGGUACCACUGUAGUUGGACAUUACCCUUCCAUGUCCUCAUUUGGUAAUCCUUAUCAGCCGAUCUCUCUAUGCCUCUGAGUAGUGGGUUUCUGAGUGUUUUUACUGGAUAUGGGGGCCUGGCCUAGAUCAACGAAAUGACUUCCUUGCUUAACAUUUUAACUCACAGAAUGGCUUCCCUGAGCAUGUUGCCACAGAAACAAAAUUAAAAAAAAAUCCUUCCAAUAGCACCUUAGAGACCAAAUAAAUUUGUUAUUGGUAUGCGCUUUCGUGUGCAUGCACACUUCUUCAAAUACAUACCAAUAACUAACUUAGUUGGUCUCUAAGGAGCUACUGGAAGGAACUCUACCUCAUAGGGCUGUUGUGAGAAUAAAAAUGGGGAGGAAGAGAACCACAUACAUAAGCUAUCUUGAGUCAGUGUGGUGCAGUGGUUAAGAGUAUAGACUUGUAAUUGGUUUCGCGUCUCUGCUCCUCCAAGUGCAGCUGCUGGGUGACCUUGGGCUAAUCACACUUCUUUGAAGUCUCUCAGCCUCAAUCACCUCACAGAGUGUGGGGUAGGAAGGGAAAGGAGAUUGUUAACCGCUUUGAGACGCCUUAAAGGUAAAGGGACCCCUGACCAUUAGUUCCAGUCGUGACCGACUCUGGGGUUGCAGCGCUCAUCUCGCUUUAUUGGCCGAGGGAGCCGGCGUACAGCUGGUCGUGUGGCCAGCAGGACUAAGCCGCUUCUGGUGAACCAGAGCAGCGCACGGAAACGCCGUUUACCUUCCCGCCAGAGCGGUACCUAUUUAUCUACUUGCACUUUGACAUGCUUUCGAACUGCUAGGUUGGCAGGAGCAGGGACCGAGCAACGGGAGCUCACCCCUUUGCGGGGAUUCAAACUGCCAACCUUCUGAGCAGCAAGUCCUAGGCUCUGUGGUUUAACCCACAGCGCCACCUGCGUCCCUUUUGAGACUCCUUAGUGUAGUGAUAAAGCAGGAUAUCAAAUCCAAACUCUUCUCUUCUUCUCCUUUAGAGGAAAAAGUGGGAAAUAUUCAAUAAAUAAAAUGUGUAAAUGAUACAUUCAUCUCUCUGGAGGAGAGAUGCUCAUUACAAAAAUAAGUAUUUAUAUUUCUGUUUUUAUAUCGUGUUUGUCGGAUGAAGGGUGGUGUGUAAAUUUAAAUAAUAAUAAUAAAAAUCAAAGUAAGGCCCUUGCUUGAACCUACUCUUUUUUCUCUUUCUCAUCCUUCCUUUUCUCCUCUCAAUCCAUUCCCGAAUCCCCUUACGCCUCGUUUUCCCGCCAUUUCCAUAAAACCCUUAGGUAUUGGGGGGGGAGGGGAAGAGGAGGCGGACCCUUUCAUUUGAGCGAAGGCACGCCUUCUCCAAUCGCUUCGCCGCUGAAGUCAUCCACGCGCCCAAUUGGAAACCGGACGUCUUCCUGCCCCUUCGUUUUUUUUCUACUUCUUCUUCUUCUUUCUGUUGGGGGCGUGGCGAGGGGGGGGAGGAGAAAAGCACUGCCCAAUCCUCUGAGAGCGACUGCACGUCUUCUUCCCCCCCGCACUCGCUCCCAAUUUAUGGACAGAGACAGAGCGCGAGUGAGCGAGCGAAUGCCUUGACUGUACAAGCGCAGGCGGCGCCUCCUCCCGCUCCUCCAUCCCCUUCCGCCUUUUCGCGUUACGCUGUCGGCGCAGCGGGCGCAUUCGGCGUAGCGGUGCCAGCGCCGAGGAGGAGGGAGGUGAGAGCGAGUCGGUCUCGGGUGGGGGGUGGGUGGCAGUGUGAGGUAAAAGCGGGGGGGAGGUCCUUGCGCGGGGGCCUCUUUCUCCCCACGGAAGAGAUCGUGGGGGAGUGUGGGGGGUCAAUCUGUCUUUUGGAGUGGGGGAGGGUUUUUGUUUUGUUUUUUUUAAAGCUGCGAGUGGAAAGCUUUCUCCGGGGGGGGGGCGUUAAUUUAAGAGGGGCCUGAGUGGUAGGAGGGCGAGAGCCAUGGGGUGAUGUUGAGGGUCAGUCGGGGUGGGGGGUUAGGAGGAAAGUGAAGGGCGAAGGGCUCCUCACGGCUCUUGUUGUGUGGGGAGAGUUUGUAUGGGGCGAGCGGAGGGGGUUGGAGAGUUUAAGACCAGCUUUUAUUUCUCCCCUUCUUCCGCCCCCUCUUGUAUGGGGCGGGAAAGAGGGGUUUUCUUUUCGCCGUCGCAGUGGCGUAGCGUGGGGGGUGCAGGGGGGGACGGCCGCACCGGGCGCAACAUCUGGGGGGGGGGGGCACUCGCAGCUCUCUGCCCCUACCUGGCUCACUCACUCUAGGGGGCGCAAAUUACUUGCCUUGCCCCGGGUGCUGACAACCCACGCUACACCACUGUGCCGUCGGGUGGCUCGUGCGUCUGAAGCGCUUGAAACACAUUCAUACUUUGUGCAAAGCUGUAUACAUCUCCCAGUAAUCAUUGGAAAUGUAGUUUAUGGUUGCUGGCUGUAGCUCUGUGAGGGAUGAACAACGUAUAUUAUUAUUAGGUAUGGUGAGAAUGUGCUAUAAAUGUAUGCUCUGUAUGCAGCCUAAGUUUGAAAGAGUGUAAAGCUGUAUAUAUCUAAAGCGCACACAUGCGAACACCCAAAUAAUCCUGGGAAAUGUAUUUUAUGUAAGCUGAGAAUCAUAGCUGUCAACGUUUCCUUUUUUUAAAGGGAAAUUCCCUUAUUCCGAAUAGGAUUCCUCGCAAGAAAAGGGAAAAGUUGACAGCUAUGCUGAGAAUUGAAGCACUGCAAGGGGCAAACUUCAGUUCUCAUCAUUCUUUUUUUUGGAAGAGAAUGUGUUUUAAAAUAUGCUGUGUGCGCCACCUAAGUCUGAAAGUGUGUAAAGCUGUAUACAUUCAAAGCACUUUGCCCUGCAUAAAUAAAUCCUGGGAAGUGUAAUUUAAGGGUGCUGGGAAUUGUAGCUCCGUGAGGGCUAAAUUACAAUUCUAAGAUUUUAUUUUAUUUUGGUCGUGGUGGUUGAGGAUGUGCUUUAAAUGUAUGCUGUGUGUGCAGUCUAAUUUGUGGGUUGGAUCAGGCUUGAUCGUACUUAGAGCUAGACUGCACUGAAAUCGGUGGGGCUUAGGUUAGCUCUGUUGAUUUCAGGAGGUUUAGUCUCAGUGUGGUGAAGUCUGGAUCCAGCGUUGUAUUUGUAGAGUGUAGAUACGAACACAUGCACCUGUGUAGUUUUAUCUAAAUUACACACACUUUUUAUGUGUGGAUGUGUGUACAUAUGCGCCUACAUGUGCGUAUGUGAAUUUAUACAACACACCCAUUCAUACAUAUCUUGUGUGUGCAGGUAAGAUACAUGUGUGGUGGUGUCCACAUAUGUGUAUUGUGUUCUUGGCAGAACAAAUUUUCCUGUAUAAAUGUGCCCUUGCUUUAAGGUCCACAGGGAAGACUCUCUAAACUCUGCCACAGUUAACUGAAAUCCAAUAUGUAGCACCAUGAGCGAGGGCCUUCGUAGUACAGGCACCCAGUUUAUGGAAUUCUCUCCCUUCUCAGAUAUGUCUGGUGCUGAUUUCUUUAGGCUCGUGAUACAAGCUUGGUAUCUAUUUGCCCAAGCCCUUUUUGUGAGAAUUGCUGCACCACUUAGUUAGGGAUGUGUACGUGUGUAUUCUUGCCUGUUUUGUUUUAAUGUAGUCCGUUCUUUAUUGCUUCAGCAAUAAAAAGUGUGUAAAAUAUAUUAAUUAAUUACAUAUUGUGCAUGUAUAUAGUUCUGUGUACCUACCGACACACAAACAUUAUAGCCAUGAUCUAGCCAAAGUGACACACUUUUUAAAGUUAAUGUUGAAACUAGUGGAGCUCUAAAGCACUUGCUUUUGAAUGAAUUGUACUUUAAGAUUUACUCUUGUAAGUUGUGUUGGUCUUUAAGGUGCUAUAGGACUCCUGUGCUCACUCCUAAGCUGUACACUCAUGGGCAUGUUUGGAAAUAAAUAUCCCUGUGUCCAGGUGACCUUCCUCCUUAGCCUGUUUAGAAUUGCUGGAAUGUAAGAACGCUGCAAUCCUAUGUAAACCUACCUAGGAGUAAGGCUGUUGAACACUCUGGAGCUUACUCUGAAAGAGACUUGUCUUGGAUUUAGGGCUGAGCAAUAUCUGGUUUUUAACAUUGUGAUAUAUCACAAUGCCUGAAAUAAGGAUGGAGCUAUGUAGAGGCAUUCGCUCGUUUCAUGGUUUUUCUUCCAUCGUGAUUUUUGCCAGCGCCUGCUCUUGUGAUUCACUGCCCCCUGCAUGAGGCAGGGGAAAGCUGAGCUGGCAGAGUUAACAGGGGCUGCAGGAAUCAAAAGAAGCAUUGGCUGGCUUCACGUUUUUUCCUACAUUAUGAGUUUUCCAUAACACACACACACACAGUCAUAAUUUGUGAUAUAUUUCCAGGUCAAAAACAAUGCAGCUGAUACCACAAUAUGGACUUCAAACCAGUUUUGGAUGAUAUAUCGAUAUAUCACCCAGCCCUACUUGGAUUACACUACAACAGAGCUGCUACUCCAGAACAUGUCUAAGAAUAUAGUACCUUGGAAGUCAAACAAAAUCCAUUAUGGAAGUCCAUUCGACUUCCAAAAUGUUUGAAAAUCAAAUCACAGGUUCUGACUGGCUGCAGGAAGCUCCUACAGCCAGUAAGAAGCCAUGGAAGCCCCGUCGGACGUUCAGGUUCCAAAAGAACAUUUGCAAACUGGAACAAUCACUUCCAGGUUUGCGGAAUUCGGAAGCCAAAACGUCCGAAUUACAGGGCGUUCUACAACCAAGGUGCGAUUGUACAUAUAUUUGAGGAUUUGAUUGCCUGUGAGAAGUUGAUUCUGUAGUUUCAUAGGUUUAGUUUCCUCUCCAGGGUCUCAGAAGCAAAUAGUUAUAACAAGGAUAAGCUGAUUUUAAUCUGGUAUGGCCUCCUUUUUUCUUUAUAAGAAUUAGCACAGUCCGCCAAUGUGUUCUAAAUUUACAGAGUAAGGGUUGAAUAAUCAGGAUAUCUUUAAGCCUAACUACACUAUUUCCAGUGAUCCUCACUAGGUGCUCAUUGCAUAGAAAUGUAAGGAGAAUAUAACUGGAUCCGGCCGAAGUCUACACAGGGAAACAUUAUUUGCAGAAAUCACACCAAACCAGCAGAAGCUACAUGGUCCGCUGGAAAUUGGCAUGUGGUUCACCAGUAGACGCUGAUGUAUCUUUCACUUGCUUGGGAGUAAGAUUAUGAGGGGUGGGAAACAGGACACCCACAACUAUUUUUUACCUCAUCUGUCCUGAGGACUGUAUAGCUUUAUCCCUUGUUCAGAAUAAAUAAUGGGUCAUGUCAAUUAAGCACAAUUUUCACUGAAAGGGCUAUAAAAAUAUGUGCAGAUAUUAAAAGUUGACUUGAAAAUGGGUUGCUAUAUAGACUGUGUGUCCACUAAAUUCUGUCUCCUGCCCCAUCAGAGUUACCCCAGAUCUCCUGUGUCAGGUCUGAUAUUGGAGAUUUGGCAACUCUAUAGUUGGGGUGGAAGUUGAGGACCACCUGAUAUAGGAGGGGUGGGAGUGAGAGGGAGGUGACUCCUAUUGCAAGUGGUUAGCCAUUUUGUUUUACAAGCUGGUGGGGAAGUGAAGUUUGUGAUGGUGGAAUGUUCGUGGGUUACAGACGAAGCUACUUGGAUGGGAUUUGUUGGUGAAUUGGGUUGUAAGCACUUAAUAUGUCUAAUGGGAAUACUUGGUCAGUGAGCUGAGGAAAGCUGAGAAUCUGGGAGAAUCACUUGGACUGGGAAAAUGUUGCUGCUGUCUGUGGGAGGGGUAUUCAAUGUGGGCUAAUAUUGGAGGGGGGGUGGAUAAUUGGGCUGUGGUUAGGGCAGUUAGUGAGGAAGUCCCAGGAGUCACUUGGGUCAGCUAUUUAUUUAAAAUAUAGCUGAACACAGCAGGCGAGAUAUGUAGCUACAGAUCAGAAUGAACUCAUCAAACUUUAGAAGCAUUCAUCAAGGCAGAGUGGGGUAGGGAAAAGAUGCUGGAAGUAUCUCAAGAAUUGCCAUUUGGCUAGGUUCUUGAAAAAUAAUUUCAUAAAUUUUAAUUUGGCUUUUGGCAAGCUCAUUGUCUCAUUACUGUCUCGUUACAUUUUAACUGUAAUUUGAGUUGCUUUUGAAACUGACUGUGCCCACAGCCAGUUAUCUGUUUUGUCUUCUCCAAAGAGUUAAUGGGCUGAACAAACCCUGAGCCUUAUACCCCUGAUGUAAAGGCAUGUCUAAGGCCUAGGAAAAGCAAGCCUCAUAACCAUGUUUUGUAAAACCCUGGUCACAUUACUUGACAUGUUUUUUGCUUCUUGUUGUGGCGAAGGUGACUGAAAGGCGAGGUGUGGUGGAUGGAAAGUGCCUAUCAUUGAUACGCCACAGUCUGAUAUCUAGCAGCCAUCUGUAGACUACUUAUUUCUCUUUUAAACAUCCUUUUCACUGGAAGACUGUGUGUGUGUGUGUGUGUGAGAGAGAGAGAGAGAGAGAGAGAGAGAGAGAGAGAGAACACAUGCAUACAUGCAAAUGUGCCUAUGAGCAUCCGUCCUUUUCUGAGGCUGCUUACUGUAGAUAACCUGAAGAUCUAAUCCUCUAUGUAUACAGUACAGAAAAAUAAAAACUAUUCAAGCAGGUUGCAGAAGCAUUUGGCAUGUAAAGUAAAGGAUAGUGUUUUGGUGGUGAUGAAGGCAUCUUGAAUUUAUUUAUAGAUAGAUAUGGGAUAAUACUUGAAUAUUCAUUUAUCUAUGAUUAGAUUGGGGGGCAGAGGGAGGAACUGACACUAGCGGAUACUAAGCUGAGACUAACCCCUUCUCUCCCUUCUGUAGGCUUGCAUGAAACCUGUGGGAGCCACAACAUAUGCUGCUGAUGCAGUUGUCCACGUGAAGCUUUUGCACAAGGGGAGGAGACUGGAACUGUGA
Messenger RNA from Podarcis lilfordi (Lilford's wall lizard), 15419 nucleotides. The record is from the annotation of a GenBank genome assembly. Lineage: Eukaryota; Metazoa; Chordata; Lepidosauria; Squamata; Lacertidae.